GUGCAAAAUCAAUUUAUUCACAAUUCUGACUGUGCAAAAUAGAGAAGAGGUUGAAAACACAUCCGUCUCAAUGGGCUGUUUUUCUUGAUUUUGCGGAAACAAAUCCCCAACUUUUAACGAAAAAAUUUGAUGGGGCAAAUGGUAGAAAAAAAUAUGUUCAAUUAUGGGAGGAAAUAACAGAAAUACUUAACAGCAUGAGAUUCCUCAAAAAGACAGUGGAUAAAUGGCAAAAGGCAGUAGCAGAUUGGAAAUCCAAAACAAAGGCAAAAGUGGCAGACAUCAACAAAGGGUUAACUCAAACCGGGGGUGGAGGACCGCUCCCUGAGCUAAAUGAAAAUGAGACGCGCCUAAUUGCAAUUUUAAGAACAACAUUUAUCACUGGCAUACAGACCAAUAAAGAACUUGGCUUAUGCCAAGGAAAGAAAGUACCUGAAGGUCAAGCAAUUCCAGCCUUACCAAACCAGAACUCAAUCAUAUUGUCCAAAGGUCCAGGUAGAAUCUCGCCACCUCCACUCUGGCCACUUUCAUAUGACGGUAAUACAAGCAUAAACCCAACAUCUUCGAAAUCAGAACCUAUAGUCCAUAUAGAAAAUGCAACUUCUGAGAGUGCAGUAAAUGAAACAGACACUCGACCACUGAAAGAACAACAGAUACAAAACACUCCCAAAAAAAGGCCAUGGGGAUGCACUACUACCACCACUACGCAGAAAAUGCCUUCUACAAAUUUAACAGAUAUGCACGGAGAAACACUCAAAGUUUUAAAGUAAAUUAAUACAAGUAUUGAGAAAAUGGCCACUUCUCAAGAAAGAUUAGCGGAAGCAAUCGAAAAAUUGAUAGGCAAAAUUAUUUGACUGAAAAAAAAAAAUGAGAGAUCUACACUUUAUUUUUUCCCAAGAUAGAUUUUGACAUUGAAAACUUUGAAACAUAAACAAUAACGCUUGACCCUGAUUAGUCACAAAAUGAGAUGUUUCUG
This is a messenger RNA of Ceutorhynchus assimilis (cabbage seed weevil), 973 nucleotides long. The record is from the annotation of a GenBank genome assembly. NCBI's taxonomy places the organism in Eukaryota, Metazoa, Arthropoda, Insecta, Coleoptera, Curculionidae.